Messenger RNA from Naumovozyma dairenensis CBS 421, 474 nucleotides. RefSeq names its product thiosulfate sulfurtransferase RDL2 (gene RDL2). The record is from RefSeq and is a predicted model, not a curated record. Bases 1 to 474 code for a protein of 157 amino acids. The transcript has a single exon. Gene Ontology annotation, molecular function: thiosulfate-cyanide sulfurtransferase activity. NCBI's taxonomy places the organism in Eukaryota, Fungi, Ascomycota, Saccharomycetes, Saccharomycetales, Saccharomycetaceae. Gene Ontology annotation, cellular component: mitochondrion.
AUGUUGAGAACGAUCACUGGAAGAACCGCAAUCUUGAGACAAUCGUCCUCUCGUCCAACUUCUCUCCUCUUAAGAACAUUCUCCACUAAAUCUCCAAAAAUCUAUGACUUUAAUCAAAUUAAAAAAUUAGUACAACAACCAAUUGAAUCAAAAACAUUAGUAGACGUAAGGGAACCUGAAGAAUUGAAAGAAUAUGCCAUGCCUACAGCAAUUAACAUCCCUUUGAAAACUGCUCCUGGUGCACUAAGUUUAUCAUCUGAUGAAUUCUUUGAUAUUUUCCAUUUCGAAAAACCGCCUAUAAAUAAUGAAUUAAUAUUCUUUUGUCAAAAGGGUAUAAGAGCUCAAACUGCAGAGGAAUUAGCUAGAUCUUAUGGUUAUGAAAAUACAGGGAUUUAUCCCGGUUCCAUCAAAGAAUGGCUUGAGAAAAAUGGUAAAGAUAUUAAACCGACAGCUACCUUUCAAGCUAAACUAUAA